Xenopus laevis (African clawed frog) is the source of this 1324-nucleotide messenger RNA. It is a transcript of the gene rbks.L, whose product is annotated as ribokinase L homeolog. Gene Ontology annotation, molecular function: ATP binding; kinase activity; ribokinase activity. NCBI's taxonomy places the organism in Eukaryota, Metazoa, Chordata, Amphibia, Anura, Pipidae. The record is from RefSeq and is marked provisional. Gene Ontology annotation, cellular component: nucleus; cytoplasm; cytosol. Gene Ontology annotation, biological process: carbohydrate derivative metabolic process; generation of precursor metabolites and energy; carbohydrate phosphorylation.
GGCUGACGGCCGGUGACAUGUCUCAGACUUGGCCUUCUCUUAGUCUGGCUCAAACAAUGACGCCAGAAGUGAUUGUCGUGGGUUCCUGUAUGACCGACCUCGUCAGUGUGACGCCCCGUCUUCCCAAAGCUGGGGAGACCAUCCACGGCAGCAAGUUUUUCAUCGGUUUUGGGGGCAAAGGCGCAAACCAGUGUAUCCAGGCAGCUCGGCUUGGUGCAAAGACCGCAAUGGUUUGCAAGGUUGGCAAGGAUUCUUUUGGGAACGAUUAUAUUGGAAAUUUCGCCAAGAACCUUGUUUCUACAGACUUUGUGGGCCAGACAACAGAGGCCGCCACUGGAGCAGCUUCUAUCACUGUGAACACUGAAGGCCAGAAUGCUAUUGUAAUAGUGGCUGGUGCCAAUUUGCUGCUGGACUCUGAGGACUUAAAGAGAGCCUCCGCUGCUAUAAGCAAGGCCAAAGUAAUGGUGUGCCAGUUGGAGAUAAGGCCUGAGAUUUCCUUAGAGGCCCUGAAAAUGGCCCAUUCCAGUGGAGUUAAGACGAUAUUCAACCCAGCUCCAGCCAUUCCACAUCUAGACCCUGAAUUUUUCACUCAUUCGGAUAUCUUCUGCUGCAACGAGAGUGAGGCGGAAAUUCUAACUGCUGUUCCUGUAAACAGUCCUGAGGACGCCGGUAUCGCAGGCGCACUGCUGCUGGAAAAGGGGUGCAAGCUGGUUAUUAUAACACUCGGGGGAGAGGGCUGCGUGAUUUUGUCACAAAGCGACCCCACCCCAAGGCACAUACCUACAAACAAAGUGAAAGCAGUGGAUAGUACGGGUGCGGGAGACAGUUUUGUGGGGGCUCUGGCCUUUUACAUGGCGCAUUAUCCUCACCUCUGCGUAGAAGAUAUGGUGAAACGGUCGAACUACAUUGCGUCGGUGAGCGUCCAAACUGCAGGCACCCAGACCUCCUACCCACGUAGGGCCGACCUUCCUCAGGGUAUGUUCUAACCAGUGAAAUUCACAGCAGCCACAAAGCAAGGAUGAAUCACCUCCCAGGAAUGCAUUUUUGAAGGAGUUAAAAAACCAGUGCAUUGUUCUAAAGAAACACCUGGAGAACCUGCAGUUGCCUGUACCUCAUUGAGUUUUUUUAAAUUCCUGCAGAAUACAGAGGACUGGGAGUUCUAGUUCACGGUUAGUAAGGGGGUGUUAACAGAGGCUGGAACAUUCCAUCUUUUCAAGAGCUACCGGUAUUUGUUUUCUUUUAUCAGUCUGUCCAUUAUGUACUAGUGGCUACUGGUAUUUCUGCGUAUAAAACUGUAUUGCCAAAUAAACAAGAUAUACACUUA